CCGCCGCUGGCCGCGCCCCGGCCCGAGCCCGCGCGGGGCCCUGGUGCACAUUCCAUACCUCCAAUACCUCCGUACUGCCACACCACCGGCCGCUGGCCGCCGCGGCGGGCCGCCGUGGCACAUGCCGCCCCGCACGGUCGCCCGCCUCGGGCGGCUGCUGGCCGCCCUGCCUGCGGCGGCCGCGCUGCGGUUCGGGCUGCCGAAGGCGAAGGGCGGCGGUGUCGCGGGCCCGGGCGGCGUCCACUGGACGCGCCCGAAGACGACGUCGGUGACUGGCGAGAGGUCCAGAGAGGUCAGCCUGCUGGCGGGGCUCGAGAGCAGCUACGCCAGCUCGGACGCCGCCGCGGACGCGCUGCACCAGGAGCAGUUCAAGGUGAGCCUGACGUGGUACGAGGCCGAUGUCGCGACCUUGAUGCAGCCGUGGCGCAAGCCGAAGAGGGCCAAGGCGCGCUCAGGCUCUGGUUAUCUUUUCUUCGACACGGACCCCGGUGGCUUCAACAACAUCCGUAUGGCGUUUGAGUAUUUCAUCGACGUCGCGAAGCGCUCCAAUCGCACGCUGGUGCUCCCGCCGCCGGAGGGGUGGUACCUUGUGGACUGGGGUCCCACGCAGUCGCAUGCUAGCAACUACGAGGGCAAGCACUGGAUCAAGGGGGGCGGCCGUUCCUCGUACGCCGACUUCUGGGACAUCGAGUCGCUUCGAUCCGAGGUGGACGUCAUCACCGCGCAGGAGUUCUACGACCUCGAGCGCGAUAGGCUCAAGAUACCAGAGGACGCCGAGCCGGCCAGGCAGUCCAACAAUCAGCCCGACCCCAACCGCUGGAAGCUGUGGCUGAGCCACGGGGCCAAGCUGGCCAGGGACCCUUCGGUCGCGCCUGGGCCGGGAACUAGGGUGCUGGGCAAGCAGAUGGACAAGGUUUGCAGGACUCCCUACGACGUAGCCGCGAGCGAUGCGGUACUGGUGAACAUUCCGGCGUACAUCUUCGACGACGACGUGAGACUCCAUCGGGUCGUGAGGAAGGAUGCCACGGAGCUCCGGUACCUCAUGUGCCAGCCGACAGAUGGCUUCCGGCAGCUGCCCCUGCACUACCGGGCAACCUUCUACAACAUGGCCGCCGGCCCGAUCAGCACCCUGGGCCUCCAGAACUACCUGGCACUGCACCUCCGGCGGAAUGACUUCCAGUUCCAGCAGGCGCCCGAGGAUCCCACGGCGCUGGUCGAGCAGAUUCACAAGGAGGCGCUGCCGCAGGACCGUGU
This is a messenger RNA of Prorocentrum cordatum, 1254 nucleotides long. The record is from the annotation of a GenBank genome assembly. NCBI's taxonomy places the organism in Eukaryota, Dinophyceae, Prorocentrales, Prorocentraceae.